AUGGAACAUGUGAAAGGAUCUGCUCCUAUGAAAGUGACAGUGAUAACCAAGCAGCAUAGUGGUCUAAUUAUUGAGAUGGAAAGAUUAUUGGUGCUUUGGUUGGAAGAACAAAAUCAACGGCGUAUUCCAGUGAGCCUUAUGGUGAUUCAGGAGAAAGCGAAAAGAUUGUUUGAGGCACUGAAAGAAGAAAAGGGGGAAGGAAGUGAAAGUGAAGAGUUUGUGGCUAGUAGGGGUUGGUUUAUGCGAUUUAAGGCUCGGGCCAAUUACCAUAACCUUAAAGUGCAAGGUGAAGCUGCUAGUGGUGAUGAGAAAGCAGCAAGUGAAUUUCCUAAAGUGUUGGCCGAGAUGAUUAAGGAGGGAGAUUAUUCUGCUCAUCAAGUGUUCAACGUGGAUGAGACAGGCUUAUUUUGGAAGCAUAUGCCUGACCGCACUUACAUCACCAAGGAGGAGAAGUCAGCACCAGGUCAUAAAGCCAGCAAGGACAGGGUAACUUUACUUUUGGGAAGUGCUGCUGGCGACUUCAAACUGAAGCUCUUGCUUGUGUAUCAGGCUGAAAAUCCAAGGGCACUCAAGGGCAUUUGGAAGAGUCAACUACCAGUCAUUUGGAAGGCAAAUAAGAAGGCAUGGGUGACACUUGCGGUGUUUGAGGACUGGUUCAUCAACUAUUUUGUGCCACGUGUGGAGUGGUAUUUGGCCUCCAAGGGUAUCCCUUUUAAGGUGUUGCUAGUGCUGGACAAUGCCCCUGGACACCCUGCCCACCUGGGAGACUUUAACCCUAAUGUCAAGGUGGUUUACCUUCCACCUAAUACCACGGCCCUGUUACAGCCUAUGGACCAAGGAGUGAUAGCUUCGUUCAAGGCCUACUACCUCCGAAGGACAAUUGCUAUGGCUUUACAGGCAACUGAAACCAAGAAGAAUUUGACCCUAAAAGACUUUUGGAAAUCCUACAACAUCCUUGAUGCCGUGAAGAACAUUGCUGAUUCCUGGGAGGAGGUUAAGCAAACAAACAUGAAUGGUGUUUGGAAAAAACUGUGUCCUCAAUUUGUGGGUGAUUUCCAUGGGUUUGAGAACACAGUUCAGCAUGUUAUUAAGAAUGUUGUUGCCCUGAGUAAGGAAACUGAUUUGGAGAUGGAUGUUGAUGAUGUUACAGAGCUGCUGGAAUCUCAUGGAGAGGAGUUAUCUGCUGAGGACCUGAUACAACUGGAGAAGCAGAUCAUAGAGGAAGAAGAAGCACCCACCCCAGAGCCUAGGGCUUUCACAAGGCAGGGCUUGGCAAGAGGUUUUGCUGAGAUGCAUCAAGCGUUGGCAACUUUUGAGGCUAUGGAUCCCAACUUUGAAAGAUUCACUAAGGUUUCCAGAGGCAUCAUGGAUUUGAUGCAAUGUUACAAGGAGAUCUUGGAUGAGAAGAGGUUCCUCUCUGUUCAGACUAACCUGGAGCAGUAUUUUAAGAAGGUAGAGAGGCCUGCAACAGAUCCUGUACCCUCUACCUCAGCUGCCUCUACUACUCCAGACUCACCUGCCCCAGAAUCUCCAGCACCUUCUGAAUGUUCUGCCUCACCUCCAGGCUCACCUGCCCCAGUUUCUCCAGCACCUGGAGGUUCUGCCUCACCUCCAGACUCACCUGCCUAA
Molecule: messenger RNA, 1629 nt
Organism: Portunus trituberculatus (swimming crab)
Lineage: Eukaryota; Metazoa; Arthropoda; Malacostraca; Decapoda; Portunidae
Product: tigger transposable element-derived protein 1-like
Exons: 1
Coding region: 1-1629 (542 amino acids)
Cellular component (GO): nucleus
Molecular function (GO): DNA binding
Source: RefSeq, a predicted model, not a curated record